AUGACAGUGAUGAUGAUGAUGAUGAUGGAUGAUGCUGUCAUGAUGCUGAUGCUGGUGAUGAUGAUGACGAUGAUGAUAACCAUGCUGAUGACGAUGCUGAUGAUGAUCAAGCUGAUGAUGACGAUGAGAAUGGUGAUAAUGCUGAGGAUGAUGAUGUUGAUCAUGCUGCUGAUGAUAAUGAUGACGAUGCUGAUGAUGAUUGGUUCAUCAGGGACACGUCCUGGCAUUCGAAAAUUCAAUUCCAUUCUAGUUGACGAUGUGGCUACGAGGAAAAAUUUGGGAUUUUUUAUGAACAACUUAGAAAAAUCUAAUUCACAAAUCGUCAUGAGAGAGAAGAGGAACAUUGGUAGUCUGAUUGCAGCACACUUCACGAGAUUACUUCAUCCCCUGCACACCUUUUGA
This is a messenger RNA of Opisthorchis viverrini, 402 nucleotides long. RefSeq lists its product as hypothetical. The transcript is spliced from 3 exons. The record is from RefSeq and is a predicted model, not a curated record. Bases 1 to 402 code for a protein of 133 amino acids. Lineage: Eukaryota; Metazoa; Platyhelminthes; Trematoda; Opisthorchiida; Opisthorchiidae.